UCGUUUCUAUCACGAUGCUGCCACGCUAGCUAUGUAGCACUGACAUGACAGGUGGCAGGAAUAAUUCUGAGUUGACCCAGACAGAGGCCAGAACCAGAAGAGCCAAGCUUUUCCACUCUGUUUGCUCCAGAACUGUUUAUGGAUUGGGUGUCAUGAGGAUCUGCCCCAAAGCCCGCCCCCUGUUGCUCCUCCCCCUGCUGAAGCCGGCAGCCCUGCACAGGUGGCCCAGCCAUAUCCGGGCCAGUCCCUGUGCGCAGGCUCACAGACUCCUCCCCUACAGAGGCGUGGCCACCGAAGGCCCCGCCUCACACCCCAGUGGACAGCGGGAUUCUGUGGAGGUGCUGGGGCAGCUCUUCCGCCGGGACAGCUACACCAAUGUCACAGCCAAGAUCCUGUCCAAGGUGGGGCGCAACCUGCACAACCAGGCACACCACCCGCUGUGGCUCCUCAAAGAGCGCAUCAAGGCCCACUUCUACGGGGCCUUCGUGGGCCGCAGGGGGAACCCCCUCUUCUCUGUCUACGACAAUCUCAGCCCCGUGGUGACGGUGGAGCAGAACUUCGACAGCCUCCUGAUCCCGGCAGACCACGCCAGCAGGAAGAAGGGGGACAACUACUACCUCAACCAGGGUCAUAUGCUGCGGGCGCACACCUCGGCCCACCAGCGCGACCUCAUACGCUGCGGCCUGGACACCUUCCUGGUGGCGGGCGAUGUGUACCGGCGGGAUGAGAUCGACACCAGCCACUACCCCGUCUUCCACCAGAUGGAGGGCGUUCGGCUCUUCUCCAACCACGAGCUGUUUGGACGCGUGGAGCACGGUGAGGACCUGCGUCUGUUCGAGAGCGGUGGCCGGCGCACCCCCCAGAAGCAAGAGACUCACACCCUGGAGGCGGUCAAGCUGGUGGAGUUCGACCUGAAGCAGACCCUCACGCGCCUCAUGAGGCACAUGUUCGGAGAAGACCUGGAGACCCGCUGGGUGGAGUGCUACUUCCCCUUCACUCACCCUUCAUACGAGAUGGAGGUGCAUUUCCAGGGCAACUGGUUGGAGGUGCUGGGCUGCGGGGUGAUGGAGCAGGAGCUGGUAAACUCAGCUGGGGCACAGAACAAGAUGGGCUGGGCAUUCGGGCUGGGCCUGGAGCGUCUCGCCAUGGUUCUCUAUGGCAUCCCGGACAUCCGGCUCUUCUGGAGCGAGGAUGAGCGCUUCCUCGAGCAGUUUCGCCUUCCCCACAUCGACGAUGCCGUCACCUUCAAGCCCCUGAGUAAAUACCCUCCCCUGACGAAUGACAUCUCCUUCUGGCUGCCGGCUGCCAACUACACUGAGAAUGACUUCUACGACCUUGUGAGGAGUGUUGGGGGAGACCUGGUGGAGAGAGUGUCCCUCAUUGAUCAGUUCACUCAUCCAAAGACGGAGAAGGUCAGCCAUUGCUACCGGAUCACAUACCGCCACAUGGAGAGAACCCUGACCCAGGAGGAGGUGAGGGUCGUCCACCAGGCCAUUGAGAAAGCAGCAGAACAGGACCUGGGGGUGCAGGGGAGGUACUGAACCCCACCUCCCAUUUUUCACCUAAUAUGGACACCUGUCAGGAGGGCAUUACAUAAUGGCAUCCAUCAAGAUCAGAAAAGCUCUUCUAAAGUCCCUGCACACCAUCAGUCUGGACCCUACAGCAAAUUCAUAACCAUGCUUUAGGACAGACAUACAAUGAAAAAGAUAAGGGAAAUGAGUUUGAUUGAAUAUUGAUGUCAUCCAGUUCUUUUGUCACUGGCCUUUCACCAUAAAGAGAGACAAGUAAAUGAAAUACAGCCCUGCUCAGAAUGAAUCUCUAUAUUUGUUAUGGAGACUGUAUAUUCAGAGGAAGCAUUUGUAGGUGAAAUUAUGUCAACUUUUGUAAGAGCUUUUGAGAGUUUUGCGAAUCUCUUUGUGUGAAAGAGAGCACUAAAAACAAAGUUGAUGAAUCAAUGGGUAAAAAAUUAAAAAUAAAAACUUUUGUAAAAAGUGUGUUGUGCUGACUGAGA
Molecule: messenger RNA, 2011 nt
Organism: Megalops cyprinoides (Indo-Pacific tarpon)
Lineage: Eukaryota; Metazoa; Chordata; Actinopteri; Elopiformes; Megalopidae
Gene: fars2
Product: phenylalanyl-tRNA synthetase 2, mitochondrial
Exons: 8
Coding region: 45-1541 (498 amino acids)
Biological process (GO): phenylalanyl-tRNA aminoacylation
Cellular component (GO): cytoplasm; mitochondrion
Molecular function (GO): tRNA binding; ATP binding; phenylalanine-tRNA ligase activity
Source: RefSeq, a predicted model, not a curated record